CAGCGCUUGAACGAGGGGUAUGAUCGAGUAAGUAGCCCCAGGUAAGUUAAGAUCGCAGCCUUUUAACGAUGUUGUUUCGAGGCACGUGUUUAAACCAGAGCAUAUUAACGGCUAUUAAUUUAUUUUGUGAACACCAAUACGGAUUUCUGCAAGUCCUUCAGUCCAAUCGGAUGCCACGGCACGUGCAUCCGAGACUUCACACGUGCUGCGCCAUCAGCAAGCUUUCUUUUCCUUCCGUUUUAAAGCGAAGAUACGAGCCAAAAUCCACCAGCAGUCCCGAAGUAAGCGAAUCGUGGUCGCAUUGGGCACACCUGAAACUGAUAAAGAGCUUCGGACAGGAAGCAGCUGCCGCUUGGGGUACCUGAGGGCCCAGGCGGGGAAUAUGCAGAACUAUAAUGAUCGCCUCUGAGCUGUUACAGAGUGCCGGUGUCCCCUUCUCUAAUAAUUUAAGAUAAAGGGAGGUUCUGAAGCAGCCGCCCCGCGCCUGUGCUUAGAAAGGACCCUCCCGGAUUGGAGACAGAGAAAUUUGUCCCUCUGGGCGCAAAAGGAAUCUCUCUCUUCGCCCCCGGAGCCCCUUGCCCACUGUAUUUCCCGCCGUUUCCAUUGUCUCGGCCUUAAAGCGCCCCUUCUCGUUUCUGCCGCUCUUCACGCCAUGCUCUCUCCUGCUUGCGGUUUCUUGGCAUCCAGGGGACUGAGGACUCCCCGCCGCCGGUGGAGCUGGGCACCUGGGGCUGUGGUAAGUCAGCGGCCCCGAGCCCUUGAGGCCGCCGCGGAGAAGGGCGGGCUGGCGUUCUACGUUCUCUGGUCUCCGAAUGAGCCGCCCCGACAGCUCAGCAGCAAAUGCCAUCGGAAAUUUUACCAGACUCGCUUACCACUUCCACUGCCAAAACACUUAGUAAUCUUUGGAUUAGGUGACUGGAGCCACUUUUCUCAGAAGACAAGCAUCUCUGUGGACAUAUUAGUCAAUCCAGACAUUAAGCCACAAAGAAUUGGAGAGCUGGGACCUGAAAGGAGGUGUUUUGUGUGGGAAGGUGCCUGGAGGGUGGAUGUUCUGAUGGCUUCAUUUAAAGAGGUGCAGAGCGGCCAUCCUUUCAAACUUCUCUUGACUGUUAAUGAGCCGUUGUUCAACAGCACCCCCACUCGCCCAUUUCAGGCUCUAGAACCCAGUCAGUCACCCGUUCUACCAGAAGAUGCUGUUCGGGGGUUGGAUGAGCCUUCUGAGGUUAAAAGCCAGAGUUCAACCGUCACUUCUAAAAAAGUUUUGGCUGAGAAGAAAUUCUCUCCACUAUUAGAAAAGAUGCUGCUGCUUCCAGAUCCAAAAAUAAGCCCCACACAAGUAGAACCUGAGACCAGGAAGAAAACAUGCCUGCCGAAUCCAGUUCAGCUAAAUAAAACCAGGAGAGCUCUCUUUGAACUCCCAGCAGCUGAAGGGCAACAUGAAUCUGAAGACUUGGACGUCAAAGAGUUGCAAGUAUGCCCAAGUCCUCGAUGGUGCCAUGCUAUGUGCCUGAGUGACCCUGAAACUGCAGUACUGAUUGGUGGUGAAGGAGCUAAUCAGCAAUGUUGCAAAGAUGCUCUCUGGAAACUAGAAAUUGACAGUGACUUCUGGUUCCCCAUGGAUUUCCCAGACCAAGAUUCUAUAGCGCAGUGUUCACGGGGCCACAGUGCCACCUAUGACCCAGAUACAAAACGCAUCUACAUCUUUGGGGGUAUGAGGGAGGGGAAACGCUAUGGCAGCAUCUAUAUCCUGGACACAGCAUCUUGGAAGUGGCUUCAUGUGUCUGCUAAAGGGAAAAUACCCACACUGGCUUACCACAGUGCAACCAUCUAUCACAAGGAACUAUUUAUCUUUGGAGGUGCUUUCCCUAAAAUGUCAUCCUUGGAGACUGGAGCCUGCAGUAAUGCACUCUUCAUUUUUAACCCAGAAUAUGAGAUCUGGUACCAGCCUAUUAUUGAGGGAGAGAAGCCCCUGCCUAGACUUGGCCAUUCAGCUACUCUGCUGAGGAACAAGUUGCUCAUAUUUGGGGGUCAGAAGACUUCCACAUACUUGAAUGACACACACAUCCUGGAUCUGGGUUUCAUGGAAUACACAUCGGUUCCAUUUCUUUCUGGACAACCUUCUGCUCGCAGCUUCCAUGCUGCCAUCCCAGUGUCAGAUCGGAAAGUGCUGAUAAGUGGGGGUUGCAAUGCCAAAGGAGCCUUUCGGGAUGCCUUUACGUUCCAUUUGGAUACUUUGACUUGGAACACAGUCAAGCAUGCUGAUCUUUGCUCUGUGCCUCGGGCAGGCCACACGCUGCUCAACCUGACCUGUUCUCACCAGACAGACAUGGAUAAGGAGAGCCAAGGGAAGCACAACCUGUGCAUGGUGCUGGUCUUUGGAGGUUCAGACCGCACUGGUCGCUUCUACAACAGUACUAGUAAGCUCCAGUUGGACCUUGAAGAAGUGAAAGGGGCCUCAGAGCCUCCAUCCUGAUCCAGCAAACAAGAAGAGAAAGGGGAGAUAGGGGAUUUCAAAAGAAUAAAAGGGAAGGAGGGAGUUACAGGUUGUUUUGCCAGUUAGUAACAACAGGGAUCAUAAAUCGUCAAAUUAAAAUAGGAGUUGUCAAGAUAGUUCUCUCUGUCUGUCUCUCUCUCUCUCUCUCUGAAAGGUUUGUGAUAAUUCAUCAACUCAAUUGAGUGGCUACGUUUUCAUUGUUUACCUAAAGUAUGUUUAAAGUGUCUGGAAAAUGUUAUAGAGUGUUUAUAAAAUCAAGGGGAUGAAAUUUGUUCUUUGGGUAUUUUACUUAACUAUGAAUUGCAUCACCUAAGCCUGAAUUCUUUCACUGUAUUUUCGCUGCACCUGCCCUUCUUGACCAAAGUUGUCAAUAUUUUAUGCAAACGUCUCUCUAUUUCCCCAUGCGCUUUAGAAACCAAAUUAUAUAAUAAAGCAUGCAUAGGAAGAUUGAUCUGAUUAUUGAAUAUAUGACUCUUAGCUGGUGGUAGUGAAGAGAAGCAAGCACACUUGUGGUGCCUCAAAAUUAUUUUAACUGCAGGAUUAAACCUGGUCCUAAGAUCUUCCCUUUUUCUGUUAUAGAACUGAAUAAAU
Messenger RNA from Pogona vitticeps (central bearded dragon), 3085 nucleotides. RefSeq lists its product as uncharacterized. Lineage: Eukaryota; Metazoa; Chordata; Lepidosauria; Squamata; Agamidae. The record is from RefSeq and is a predicted model, not a curated record. Gene Ontology annotation, molecular function: protein binding.